UCCGUCUUGGUCCCGCCUCACCUUCGAGUUCGAGAACCUUGGACCGACGGCCAACGGCCAACGCCAACCUGGAGGCUCACAUCAUCAUCAUCAAGACUCCUUGCCUCGAUAUGCUUGCAAUGCUGCAUAGGAUUCCUUCGCCUUCUAUUGGCUGGUCGGCCACUGAAGCAGUCCACUCGCCUGCUUGCACAUGCACGAGGACUCAUGGCGCCUGCCCCAAAAUGGACCGUGAUUGCUUCGACACCACAGCACGUUGUUGACAUGAGCAAGCGAGAAUGGUGUUUGGCCAUGCAUUCUCUGAUCCAAAUGACAGGUCACCGCUCACACGGGCACACAGAUCCCCACGGAAAACAAAACUUGGAGUUGCACCAUUUACCGCUUUCAGCCUCCAACCUGCCCGCCCACUGCACAAGACAGAUCGCAAUCCGUGUGGUGUAGCCGUGCUUGUCCCAUGACAGCACAUCUGCCACGAGGUGACAGGCAGCACAGACAGCACUGGAAACCUCCAGCGCCAGAACACCAGAACACCAGUCUGGACCCGAGUCAACGAUAGGGGCGCUUGGGACUACCCGUUGGUGAUGUCAACAAAUGCAGUGACCCUAUUCAAAACGGUGCGAUGACGUCCUACACACGCACCCAACCAUUCGCCGCACUCCCGCCUCUGCUCAGGACGUGUCGGAUUCUGAUCGAUGCCGGGCGAGGACGACCUCUAUGCGACCCGUCCCUACCUGUCACCACGGGCUGGUGCAGCGACAACUUGGGCUUGUCAGACCACGCACGCUGUACCUACCUCGCUGGAUCGCAGAGCCUUUCGUACUCCUUUCCUGUUAUGGAUUAUGCCUCAUUGAAAUAGCCUAAACCUCCUCUAUGGGAGCAAGACGGUGAUAUUGCCAUGUCGCACGCACGCGGCUGGUUCUUGCUUGACAUGGACCUUGAGUGCACAACGCUUCUGCUGUCUCUGAAUAGCUUCGAUACAGCUGCACGACUGGUGAUCUAGUGUGACCCUGCGGCUUUCCCUAUUCUGUCUGCCUGCCUCUACUUCCGGAGCAGCCUUUCCUUUUGUUUCACGCUCGGCCUCGGCCCCUUGUCGGCGGCCCACGAGGGCCCAGCAGAGCCUCCGGUCUACCGCCUCCCGGCCGACAUGGGGGCUUUGGGGAGGGCCUUUGGGGAGCUUCAGCAAGCGCCGCCACGGGACUACGCGCGGGUUAUGUGCAGAGUCCAGCUUACUGUACUUGCGUUUCUUUUUGCAGCUCUCUGCGGAUGGCUGCCAUGCUUCCCUUCCCGUUGGCUCUGGGGGCAGGGGUUGCUACGCCGCCCAUCCUUCGUCUCAGUCGCGGCCUGUCAGCCCGCGGCCCAGCCCGCGACGGCUUCAAACCGCUCGCAGGAUUCGGCCCCCAGCGAGCUAAAUUUGGGGAAACACCCUCAGCCGGGCAAUUCUUUCCCAUGUCUCCAGCCUGGGUACUCAAUCGAGUCGGUGAGCACCCUUGGACACGCAGGUCGUCCCCCGUCUCGUCCCGGCUGUUUGACGCUUGACCGUCAAACCCGACCUUCGAAACAAUAACGACCUCGUUUCCCGGCUUGCAGAGCCCUCCCGCCCGACAUUGCCGUUGGUCCGUCUUGGAGACCUCACUUACCCCAGUGUCACCCUCGUGCGACGCAGCCUUUCACUCUGGUUGUCAUCAUUGGGCCAAGUACUGCGGUCAACAGCUUUCUUGCGCCAACAUCCUUCUGCCGCGAUCCUGAUGUUUGCACUUAUACACUCCCGACUCCUUAGCUCUCUUUAUUCUCCGCUCUCUGCCCGACUCCUCUCUCUCUCACCAGUCAGGAUUGCAUAGUUACAUCCAGUCUCUCAGCUCCCUCAUCCCCUGGCUCGUCGUUCUCAGGCCCUCAUCCGCUCCUCGUAAUUGUCUUCACCAAUCCAUACCACAUCACUCUACUUCACAUCAACCCACCACGCAACCAGUAUGGCUCUUGCGCCAGUGGCAACAGUAGCAGCUUGUGGCAGUAUCCUCACUGCAGUCAAGUCAGGAUGGGAGCUCUCUCGGAUGAUCAAGAAGAAGGACCUUGAGAAGCGGCUGGACAAGGAGGCCAAGGUCGUUGUCCGCGAUCUCCAGAACGCCUACCUUGAUGGCCUCAUGUCGGAGAGGUCUUUCGAGAAGUGGUAUGACAGAGUAGUGGGUGCUCUGGCAGAAAAGGACGGUAUGGAGCUUCGCAAGGUCAAACAGCACAUCGAUCUCGUGCGGUCGUCCAAGGAUCGCAUCACACGCAGCAACACGCGGGCGAACCGCAACAGCAGCCGUGGCUACUACGACGACAGACAGUCCCACCACCACCACCGGCGGCCGCACUCGGUGGACCGGUACUCGGAGUACACACGCUACGAGGAGAAGGGGCGGCGCCCCAGGUUCGACCACGGCAGCCACCACAACCCGCACCUGGGCAUCAACACGGACAAGGCGCAGCGCGACUACUACUACUCGCACGCGCUGCCGUCGCCGUACAGGGGCGAGAUCGAGUACACGCCCCUGAACGCGGAGUUUGACGACGCGCGGAGCCACGCCGGCUCGGAGCGGAGCCGUCGCAGCAGGGGUGGUGGGGCAUCACAUCACCACCACCACGGCGGCGGCGGCGAGAGGAAGGAGGAGUUCGUGUCGCGGAGAAGCAGCGUCGUCGACCGGGGCCGGACGCGGUCGCGCAGCGUGCACCAGGAGCGGAGGGUGCGGGACAGCUCUGCGGAUGCCGACUCGGAGGCCGAGGAGGUGUAUGAGCGGCGGGAGUAUUUUCCUGCCAAAGGGGCGCGGGGCGGCUCGGGGAGGCAUCACUAGUAGGCGCCGCGGGGGGUCUCCUCCCCCCCUCGGCCGUCGCCGUGGGUGUGCCUCUUGGGAUGAUGCGAGAGGACGACGGCCCUUGGCGGGGCUUCACUAUCGUAGGGGAUCAUCAGUCUCGUCGGGCUCGAGACCACCAUCACCGCGGCCGUGCCCCCCGUCACCAUCUCAUGGUUACAGACUUAGCGGGAUGGAAGACAGGGGGAGGGGGAGGGGGAUGAGGCGGGUCAUGAUCGGCGACGAGGUCCGCCUCGUGCCGCGGGUGGUGCCGACGGAGGCCGAGGUUGAGCUGAUGCGGACCGGCGCCGGCGGCGGGGCCUUUCAUGACAUGGACGGGAUGUUGGACGUUGCUAUUGCCAUUGGGGACUUUGGGGAGGGGAUCGGCGCUGUGGGUGAGAUUUGCGAGGUCAUUGGGGCGUUUGGGGAUAUGGACUUGUAGCACUGCCGAGACUGGCCCCCCCCCACCCUUUUUUUUUUUUGGUUUAUCCUUUGCAUUCUAGUUUGGCGUAUACAAAAUGUUGUUUGAUAUUGUGUUAUGCCUUGAAUACCAACCACAUGUUGCUUUGCGUCGUUAAGUUCAUUUUAGUAUCAUUUUGGUAAAUGCAUUAUGGAAGGAAUGCUUCUCUCCUGAGCCAGCUGCUUGGCAAUGCGACCCCUUGCAGACCACACACACAGUUACCUGCCCCAGGGUAUGUAUCUAUUCAAGAUACUUGUUUGUUAUACUCACCGCUGGAAGUCUAGGCU
Molecule: messenger RNA, 3569 nt
Organism: Diaporthe batatas
Lineage: Eukaryota; Fungi; Ascomycota; Sordariomycetes; Diaporthales; Diaporthaceae
Exons: 2
Coding region: 1965-2825 (286 amino acids)
Source: RefSeq, a predicted model, not a curated record